This is a messenger RNA of Opisthorchis viverrini, 639 nucleotides long. RefSeq lists its product as hypothetical. The transcript is spliced from 2 exons. Bases 1 to 639 code for a protein of 212 amino acids. Lineage: Eukaryota; Metazoa; Platyhelminthes; Trematoda; Opisthorchiida; Opisthorchiidae. The record is from RefSeq and is a predicted model, not a curated record.
AUGUUACCCAUGGCCAACGAUUCACAGUACAAUUAUCGCAGAUUGUCGACCAACUUUAUUUCUGCGGGCAAAGAACGUAACCGAACCCUCGUAGACAUAGUUGUUGAACAGUCCAUAAAGACCAAACGAGCUGUUAAAAAGUUGUCUGACAUCGGAUACUCUUUGUCCGUUAGAGCUUCAGUGAUCAAGCACAGAGUCCGCAAAGUUGGUCAGCUUGGAGUGGCGGUCUCACAAACCAGCCACAAAGAUGAGACACUUGAAUUGAUCCUCGGUCAUGGAGCUGAGCUGAAAGCGCUCGCAUUCUCUGUUGACCACACCGGCAUAUGUGAUGAAAUCCUCAGUAUCCCUUUUGAUAAUCUUGAGACACUGAUAACGAAUAUCGAACAAGGAACUUUGUUCACCGAAUAUUUGGGCCAGAAUUUUGACAGCAUCUGCGAAACCAAGGUCACGAGGGAGUUUGGGGAGAAUGAAAUUUGUGAACCGAUCGUGUUCAGCUGUCCCCAGUUUCCGCAGCAACAGACGAACUUUCCACGCAUCAUCAAACUGAGCAAAGUCGGUUUGAAACAUGUCUUCAUAUUUCUUGAACCAACUUUCGAAAGUUCGUCCAGAUUCAGCAUCAAAAUUGAAUUCGGUAAUUGA